This is a messenger RNA of Vicia faba (fava bean), 849 nucleotides long. The record is from the annotation of a GenBank genome assembly. NCBI's taxonomy places the organism in Eukaryota, Viridiplantae, Streptophyta, Magnoliopsida, Fabales, Fabaceae.
AUGGCUUAUGAAUCAGAUGAUGAACAUGUGCGAUUGUCAUUUUCUGAUUCUGAAGGGGAAGAAGAUGACUCUGAAUAUUCUGAAGGAGUGUUUGAAUAUGAGUCAAAAUCAAAAGAUGACUUUCAAGAUUCUGAAGAUGAUUCAGAAUCUGAGGUUUCUGAAGAUGAGUCAGAGUUAGAAGACUCUGAAGCUGAAGACAAGUCAGAAUCUGAAGGUGAUUCUGAGUCUGAAGAAGAAUCAAAAGAUGAAUCAGAAUCUGAAGGAGAUUCUACUUCUGAAGAUGAAUCAGAAUCUGAAGGUUCUGAAGAUGAGUCCGAACUUGAAAGUUAUGAAAGUGAGUCAGAGUUAGAAGAUGAAGAAUCUUCUGGAGACUCUGAAGAUGAGUCAGAUGGUGAAUCUGAUUCUGAUCUAGAUUUUGAAUCAGGUGGUGAUCAUGCUUCUGGAAGGGAAAACUCUGAAGACGUAGGUUCUGGAGGACAAGCUUCUGGAGAUGAUCAUGUUUCUGGUAGAAAUCAUGUCUCUGAAGACAAGUCUUAUGAAAGAGGAGCUUCUGAAGGUAGUCCAGCUUUUGACGGUCGUCAUGAUUCUGAAGGUGGAACUUCUGAAGGCAGAGUUUCUAAAGGCGAUCCAACUUUUGAAGGUGGUAUUUCUGAAGGUAGUGGUUCUGGACGAGGUCCAGAAGUUAACAAAGAUUUGGAUUCUUCCACUUUUAUUUAUGUGCUUAACAAAGCUCUCAGUACUGUCGCUGCUGAAACCAACCCCCAGGAUGCACCUGUUUCAAAUCUUGAAGGUGGAUUUGUUCGAGUCUCUGUAGCUGCUCCUGCUGCACGUGGAAAAGCUAACAAUUAA